AUGAUGGGAGAGAAAGAGCUAGAGCUGGAGACGUUGUUAAAGCCUCUAAUAACGAAGCUGCGAUCUGUGAGCCAGAAACGAAGUUGUGAGGCCCCCAACGAGGUGCCGACCGACCUUCAACACGCACUGGCGCUCAUUUCUAGCCGUACAGACGUCAUAAAAACCUCCAAGUCUAUCCAAUGCGUUGUGGAUCUCAUUUCAGAACUGGCAGUUGAUGCACUCGGAGACGAAACGAAAUUUCUGUGUCUCGAAUUCAUUAACAACUUGGUUGCCAUGGAUACCAUUUUGGUUGCCCAACUGGAAAACGCAAUGCCCGCUUUGUGUCUGAUAUUAGAGCAACAUAUUGAGAGUUUGGACCACCCACUUGUUAUUCCAUGUCUUCGGCUGCUUCAGCAGGUCGUCUAUCGGGCAAACCCAUUGGGUCGACUUGUGCCUCACACGAAGAAGUUUCUUGCGUUUCUAGUUGAAGGAAUACGCUGUCAGUCGAAAGACUCGCCGCUUAUUCCUUACAUGCUUGGAUGUCUGUCGGGUCUCGCUCGUCACCGUGUCAUCCAAUUGUGGCUAAAGGGAGAGCCGAAAACAAACGCUUUGUAUCGCGUUCUCAUCUCGUUUCUCUCGCAUUCAAAUUUGUCUGUCAUCGUCUACAGUCUGUCCGCACUCUUUUGUUUGUGUUUCGAUGAGUCGCUUGGCGAGCGGCUUUUCAGCAGGCAGAACGUCCACCAGACGUUUCAACUGAUGUUUGGCUUGUUGUUAAAAAGUCCCGGAUAUUUAGUGACCGAGCAUACCGUCGAUCUAUUUUUAGAUAUAUUACGUCACGACAGGAUACGUCAAUCGCUACCUUUGUACCCCCACUUGGAACAGUCAUUGUCAACUUUAAUCUGUUCAAUUAAUUCGUCAUUGGAUGAUCAAUUGGCAGCCAAACUACUGGAAUUGUUCAAUCAGUUGUUGACUAUUGAAUCGAUUUGUCACUUGGUUGUGGAGCUCGUUUUCUCACGUUGCCAUGAAGCUUAUCACGCUGUGUUACAGUGGGCAGCCGUCGGACGUAGCGAGACCAGCAAGCUACAACUACAUUCGAUGAAAUUCCUAAAACACGUAGCCGGAGAAGCAACGACGUCUCGUCUAGCAGAGACUCACACGUCAAACAUGACGUCUCUACUUACAGCUGCUGUUGCUAUGGUAACAGCAGGAGCCGAGAUCGGGAAUCUAUCAGAGUACGAUGCGUGUGUGAUGUCGGAGUCUCUGGCAGUGAUUUUGGUUUGUUGCCGAGACGAGAGACUGAAGGAGCGAAUCGUGGGAAGUGUGACGCCCGCGAUGUGUCAUGCUGUCUACACGACGAGUCUCGUGCACUCGCAACUUGAACGAUCGCGAUUUAGCUACAGCAACGUGGUCGUCCGAUGUCUGCAUCUCAUGAUUCAAUUGACACACCCAUCGAUGUCAGCCACUCUCAACUCGGCUCUUUUAGAAUCUCAUCUGACAUCCGUCCUCACACAAUCUCUAGUGAGCAGUGAUGGAGAUCAGGUUGCUUCCGUGCUUCAACUGUUGCCCACACUCCUACAAACCCCUCAUUUUCAAAUCGCACCGUUUGCUCUAAAAAUCGUUCAAACGAAUGCCGAAAAGCUCGUCACUCCUCCGUCUCUCCCUACACAAGAAUGCAGCGAUGCUCUUCAAUACAAAUCACUGCAGACAACACGACCGGAACUGCAGGAGAUUAUCGAUCAAAUGAAAGAGAGGAUGGACAUUAGGGACGCGAAAGCUAGCGAUAUCAUUGACGUGUAUGAACACAAGCUUGCGUCAGCACAGACGAGGGAACAUGAGCUGCAAUAUUUACUAGAAGCGAAGACGUUAGCUCUGAACCAAGCGGAUCGUGUGAUUGACCAAUAUCGAGCUCGAGAGACAAGCAGCGAAACCGAGAGACACAAGAUCACGUCUCUCAUUCAGAAGUCAGAACGAGGGCAAGAAAUGUUGCAACAACAGUUGGUGGAGAGCGAGAAGGCACGAGGUGACACAGAACGAGAAGUCGAGAGUCUCACACUGAAGGUGGAGAGUCUGGAGGACGUUAUGAAGCAACACCAACAGUUACUAGUCGCUCACGACGAAUUACAACAAAAGACUGAAAGCCUGCAAGGGACCCUGACUGCAAAGAAGGAGGAAAACCAGUCGCUCUCCGACAUGUUGGACACGAUGCGUCGCCACAACGAAAGUCUAAAGAAACAGCUGGACUGCAUGACGUCUCAAAUGCAGCAAGUAGAGAAGCAACGACAGCAACUGGAACGUGUUGUUAGCGAGAGGGACACUUCGAUUGUCAGUCUAAAACACUCGUUGAAGGAACAAGAAGCUACAAACAAACAACACAAGAAAGAGAGGAAGAAGAUGGAUGACGAACUACGAGGAUUUCAGAGUGAGGUUGACACGUUGAAGGCUGUGAGGAGUAGACACGAAGAAAUGAUACAGAAAUUGACAGAAACGAAGAUGAAACAGGAAGCAAAGAUCGACGAACAGAAGACAGAGUUGGAAAAGCAUGCGGACAUUGUAGCAAUGAUUCACAAUAUGACGUCAGUGAAGUCAUAGAGAGCGUGCAUAGUGGAUACGUAGGAGUGUAUUGUGUGUACAGUGUGUAGUGUAGAUUAAAUUUAAUGUGAGAAUGAUAUUGU
This is a messenger RNA of Corticium candelabrum, 2651 nucleotides long. Its product is annotated as protein CIP2A-like. Lineage: Eukaryota; Metazoa; Porifera; Homoscleromorpha; Homosclerophorida; Plakinidae. The coding region runs from base 1 to 2568 and encodes 855 amino acids. The transcript has a single exon. The record is from RefSeq and is a predicted model, not a curated record.